AUGGCGGGCGGCGCCUACCUCCUCUACCAGCUGCAGCACUACGACGCCGAGCAACUCCCUACGGUCGCGUAUUUCGUUGGAGGCAGUGCUUUUCUGUUUGACAAGGCCAGAAAAACGAUGUCGCGCUUUCCCUUUUUUGAGCUCGGCGACGGAGAGUUUUCUGGAGGUCGCGACGCGCACGAGGGGGUAUAUCAUCUGCGACGUGAUAUGGGGAGAGAGGCAGGCGUUGUCCGUCAAACUCCCUCCCGCCGGCUGGGGCGUGCUCGUCGCGCUGCCCCCAGAAGAAACUCGCUACAGGGAGUGGGAGGAUGA
Trypanosoma conorhini is the source of this 312-nucleotide messenger RNA. RefSeq names its product retrotransposon hot spot (RHS) protein. The record is from RefSeq and is a predicted model, not a curated record. Lineage: Eukaryota; Euglenozoa; Kinetoplastea; Trypanosomatida; Trypanosomatidae. The transcript has a single exon. The coding region runs from base 1 to 312 and encodes 103 amino acids.